ACAAAGUUCAUCCGUAUUGGAAUAGCUGACAAAAACGAUAAUCCACCAUACUUUGAUAAGGGCCUCUACGAGGCAGAAGUAGAUGAAAAUGAAGACAUUCAGCAUACAGUUCUCACUGUUACCGCCAAGGAUCACGAUGAGUCCUCGCGUAUUCGAUAUGAGAUUACGAGCGGUAACUUAGGUGGUGCUUUUGCUGUAAAAAAUAUGACUGGGGCCAUUUAUGUGGCAGGAGCAUUAGAUUAUGAAACAAGAAAAAGAUAUGAACUUAAAUUAACUGCAUCAGACAAUCUAAGAGAAAAUUAUACUACUGUAGUUAUUCAUGUUAAGGAUGUAAAUGAUAAUCCCCCAGUUUUUGAACGACCAACUUAUAGAACACAAAUCACUGAAGAAGAUGAUAGGAAUUUACCAAAGCGUGUUCUCCAGGUACUAGCCACCGAUGGAGAUAAAGAUAGACCCCAAAAUGUUGUAUACUUUUUAACGGGUCAGGGAAUAGACCCUAAUAACCCAGCAAAUAGUAAAUUUGAUAUAAAUCGUACAACUGGCGAAAUUUAUGUUUUAAAGCCAUUAGAUAGAGACCAACCAAAUGGUCGACCUCAGUGGCGCUUUACAGUGUUCGCACAAGAUGAAGGAGGAGAAGGACUUGUCGGUUAUGCUGACGUUCAAGUUAAUCUUAAAGACAUCAAUGAUAAUGCUCCAAUAUUCCCUCAGGGCGUAUACCAUGGCAAUGUUACAGAGAAUGGCACCGCAGGAAUGCUUGUUAUGACUAUGACAGCAGUUGAUUAUGACGAUCCAAGCGAAGGAACAAAUGCAAAAUUAGUUUACUCAAUUGAAAAAAACGUUAUUGAAGAAGAAACAGGUUCACCGAUUUUUGAAAUUGAACCCGAGACUGGAGUUAUUAAAACAGCCGUUUGUUGCCUUGAUAGGGAAAGAACGCCUGAUUAUUCCAUACAAAUAGUAGCGGUAGAUGGAGGAUCGUUAAAAGGGACCGGUACGGCCUCGAUACGAGUAAAAGACAUAAAUGACAUGCCUCCACAAUUCACCAAGGAUGAGUGGUUCACCGAAGUGGAUGAAACAGAUGGCACAAAUUUACCGGAUACACCGAUACUUACUGUGACCGUUCACGACGACGAUGAAACCAACAAAUUCCAAUAUAAAGUACUUGACAAUAGUGGAUUUGGUGCAGAUAAAUUUACGAUGGUAAGAAAUAACGAUGGUACUGGAUCUCUGAAAAUAGUUCAGCCAUUAGACUUCGAAGAUCAAUUACAGAGUAAUGGCUUCAGAUUUAAAAUUCAAGUUAAUGAUAAGGGUGAAGACAAUGAUAAUGAUAAAUAUCAUGUGGCUUACUCUUGGGUGUUAGUUAAAUUACGUGACAUAAAUGACAAUAAGCCUCAGUUUGAGAAGUCUAAUAUCGAAACCACUGUGCUAGAAGACGCGGCUGUUGGAAAUAGUUUAGAAACAUUUAAGGCAAGAGACCCUGAUCAAGGUGGUAAUAGCAAAGUUUCAUAUGCCAUUGAUCGUACUUCUGACCGUAAACGGCAAUUUCACAUAAACGAAAACGGUACUGUUACCAUUCAGAGAAGUUUGGAUCGUGAAGAGACCCCACGGCAUCAAGUCAAAAUUCUUGCCAUUGAUGAUGGAAUUCCGCCAAAAACUGCUACAGCAACCCUUACAGUUAUUGUUCAAGAUAUAAACGAUAAUCCACCAACUUUUUUGAGAGAUUAUAGACCCAUCCUACCUGAGUAUGCUACACCAAGAAAAGUAAUCGAAAUUCUUGCAACGGAUAAUGACGACAGAUCUAAAAGCAACGGUCCACCAUUCACAUUUAGAAUGGAUCCUAAUGCUGAUGAUAUCAUUAAGUCGAGUUUCAAAGUUGAAAGUGAUAACAAGGGUGCUAAUGGUGAUGGCAUGGCCAUUGUAUCAUCACUUCGUUCAUUCGAUCGAGAGCUACAAAAAGAAUAUUUUAUUCCUAUCGUCAUUAAAGAUUCGGGAACACCACUUAUGGCAGGAACAAGUACAUUAACUGUUGUUAUCGGUGAUAUAAAUGAUAAUAAAAUGCAACCAGGAUCCAAAGAAAUACUUGUAUAUAAUUAUGCUGAACAAUCACCUGAUACGGAAAUUGGCCGAGUUUACGUCUACGAUCUGGAUGAUUGGGAUUUACCAGAUAAAAAAUUCUAUUGGGAGGGUUUGGAACACGCUCAAUUUAAAUUGGAUGAGGACACAGGAAUGAUUUCAAUUAAAUCGGGCACACAUGACGGAAAAUAUCAUUUGCGAUUUAAAGUAUAUGACCGAAAACACACACAAACUGAUGUGCCAGCUAAUGUGACAGUGACUGUAAAAACAAUACCGCACGAAGCAGUAAUUAAUUCGGGUUCAGUUCGCAUAUCGGGAAUAUCAGAUGAGGAUUUCAUACGAGUAUGGGAUUAUAAAAACCAGCGAUUAACAAGAAGUAAAAUAGAUCUGUUUAAAGAUAAAUUAGUGACUCUAUUGGAUAUAGAGAGAGAAAAUGUGGACAUUUUUAGUGUUCAAUUGAGAAGAAGCAAUCCACCAUUAACCGAUAUUAGAUUUGCUGCUUACGGAUCUCCUUACUAUAAACCAGUUCGUCUGAAUGGUAUUGUUUUAAUGCAUCGAGAAGAAAUUGAAAAGGAUGUUGGAAUAAACAUAACUAUGGUGGGAAUUGAUGAGUGUUUGUAUGAAAAUGAAAUGUGUGAAGGUAGUUGUACCAACGUUCUUGACAUUAACAAUGUACCAUAUAUGGUAAAUGCUAAUAAAACUGCUCUUGUCGGUGUAAGAGUUAAUGUAAUUCCACAAUGUACCUGCGGUGCUCGAAAUUUCAGUACAAGCGAAUCAUGCAGAAAUAAUCCCUGUUACAACGAUGGACGAUGCUUUGAAGGACGAUAUGGAUUAACUUGCCAAUGUCCUCCUGGAUAUAAUGGUCCAAGGUGUCAACAAACUACUAGGAGCUUCCGAGGAAACGGAUGGGCCUGGUAUCCAGCUUUAGAAAUGUGUGACAACAGUCACCUCAGUUUUGAAUUUAUCACGAGAAAACCCGACGGGUUGUUACUUUACAAUGGACCUAUUGUACCUCCAGAGUCAGACGAAGUUAUGGUUUCCGAUUUCAUUUCCAUCGAACUGGACCGAGGCGUUCCCAGGCUAUUAAUUGAUUUCGGAUCAGGAACUUUAGAAUUAAAAGUAAAACCACAAAGACCUUUAGAUGACGGCGAGUGGCAUCGGCUAGAUAUAUUUUGGACAACUGAAACAGUUAGACUGAUUGUCGACUUUUGUAAAUCGGCAGUAAUCACUGAGCUUGAAGAUGGAACGCCGCCAACUUUCAAUGAUUCAUCUUGUCAAGCAACAGGCACAGUUCCACCAUUCAAUGAGUACCUGAAUGUAAAUGCGCCUCUUCAACUCGGUGGCCUUUAUGUUGAGCACUUUGAUCCUACUCAGUAUAAAUGGAAAACACGACCGAUUGGAAAAGGUUUCGAAGGAUGUAUAAGAAAUCUCUUCCACAAUAGCAAGCUUUACAAUUUGGCUCAUCCAGGACUGUCUAGACAUAGUGUAGCUGGUUGUCCUCAAACAGAUCAAAUUUGUAACAAUCAAGAUUCAACGUUUAGAUGCUGGGAGCACGGUACUUGCGUCGGUAGCUUCACAGAAGCUCGAUGCCAAUGUAAUCCUGGAUGGACUGGACCUGGUUGUAUGACACCAACUAUUCCAACAACCUUUAAACAACAAAGUUAUAUUAAAUACGCGUUAUCAUUUGAACCUGAUAAAUAUUCAACGCAAAUCCAACUACGCUUCCGAACAAGAGAAAACCAUGGAGAACUUUUUAGAGCUAGUGAUCAGCAUAAUAGGGAAUAUGCAAUAUUAGAAAUCAAAGGGGCUCGACUACAAUUUCGAUAUAAUUUAAAUAAUUUGAGAGUUGAAGAACGAGAUAUUUGGCUUAGUGCCAUAACUGUAAAUGACGGCCAAUGGCAUACCGUAAGAGUAUCAAGAUACGGUUCUGCUGCAACAUUGGAAUUAGAUGGUGGUGAAGGACGAAGGUUUAAUGAAACAUUUUCAUUUGAGGGCCAUCAAUGGCUUUUAGUUGACAAACAAGAAGGAGUUUAUGCCGGAGGUAAAGCUGAAUACACUGGAAUCAGAACUUUUGAGGUUUACGCUGAUUUUCAGAAAGGGUGCUUGGAUGAUAUAAGAUUAGAUGGUAAACAUCUUCCUCUACCACCAGCAAUGAAUGGAACUCAAUGGGGUCAAGCUAUAAUGGCUAGAAAUCUCGAGAGAAUGUGUCCUUCUAACAAAUCAUGUGCUAAUGUUAUGUGCUCUGAACCUUUCGAGUGUAUUGAUCUCUGGAAUGCACACGCUUGCACAUGUGGUGAAGGGAGAAUUCGAUCUCAGGAUGGUAAGGGGUGUGUGGAUAAAAAUGAAUGUAUUGACUAUCCUUGCUUGAAUGGUGGAAGGUGUAUCAAUCAAGACCCUAGAACAAGAUAUAGGUGUAUCUGUCCUGAUGGAUUCUGGGGUGAAAACUGCGAAUUGAUUCAAGAAGGUCGAACUUUAAAAUUAAGCAUGGGUGCUCUUGCUGCUAUUUUAGUAUGCCUUCUGGUUAUUCUCGUUUUAGUGUUAGUAUUUGUAGUUUACAACAGAAGAAGAGAAGCUCAUAUUAAAUAUCCAGGGCCAGACGAUGAUGUAAGAGAGAACAUUAUUAAUUAUGAUGAUGAAGGAGGCGGAGAAGAUGACAUGACAGCAUUUGAUAUUACACCAUUACAAAUUCCUAUUGGUGGGCCUAUUCCUGAAAUGAAUGCAAAACUUACAUCCUGUAAAAUUGCAUAUACUUUGGGGCCAGAACCAAAUGUCGGAAUUUUCAUAGAAGAUCAUAAAAAAAGAGCUGACAGUGAUCCAAAUGCUCCUCCGUUUGAUGAUCUUCGGAAUUAUGCAUACGAAGGAGGUGGCAGUACUGCUGGCUCAUUGUCUUCGUUAGCAUCUGGCACUGAUGAUGAACAACACGAUUAUGAAUAUUUGGGCGCAUGGGGUCCAAGGUUCGACAAACUUGCAGAUAUGUAUGGUCCAGCUGAAGAAAGUGAAGAAGAGGAAUAAGUGAAUAUUAGUCCAUUAUGCGACUACAAUGGUGCCUGCAUUAUUAUAGAUGCAAUAUGACAGGAUCAUAUAAACGGAGAAAAGAAAUCUUUUAAAAUAAUAAGGUAAAAAAUGGUACAGUGGGCAUAAACACAAAUAAAAAUAAAGAAUCUUUUUUAUCAUUUAUUUAACAUAUAGACUGUCUCAAGGAAUGAUAAAAAUAGAGAUAAAAAUGAAUGUGCGGUAAAUAAAUACAAUUUGAAGAAAUCUAAAAGAUCUAUAUAUUAUGCCCAACUGUCAUUUUUAUUUUACCUUAAAGCAUGAAUAAUAUUGCAAUAAUAAUAAGCUCAUAAAAAAACGAAAGAAAAUUGUUACUUGCACUGGAAGUUGCAUAAAUUUUAAAAACUAUGCAGUAUGAAGAUAUACUUAGUCAUCAUUCCUAUAAAUACGAUAAUUGUAAGAAUUUUGUAUAAAUUUAUUUAUUAUUUAUAUUUGUUUAUUACCGAUGUUAAAUCACUAUUCAUUGUUUUGAUUGUCAUGUUUUGGUUUUAUGAAAUUUUUGAAACUUUCACGAAUAUUUCUAUGAACCAAUACCAAAGAAAAAUAAUUGUAAUUUAGACCUGAAAGUUUGUCUAUUUUAUACAUGUAACGAACUCCGAUCUCAACACUACGUACAUAAGAUAAAAGUCUCAAAUUUUUAAUCUAACUUUUAUUUAAUAAUGGAGUAAUUUUUUAAUUAUAUUGAACUGUUGAUACAAUUAUUAAUACAAAUUAAAUAUCAGAAAUGUGUGUUCCGGUGCAACAAAAAAUAGUUAUUAAUGAAUAUUUUACUGUCAUUUUAUCGUUGUUUGCCAUAAUACUAUUAAUGAAACGAGAAAUCAUUGACUGAUCAAUUAUCUACCACUAUUGAUGAGCACAAUCAUCGUUAUCAAGUAUUAAUACGUAGAAACUACAAAGAUCAAUUUCACAAUGUAUUAUUAAUAAAUAUUCGGAGAAAAUAUGUCAUUGUCGUGCACAUGUAAUUAUAUUCUUUAAUCAACGCUAAACCAAAAAAAAAAUUUUUUAAAAGUAUGAAUUUAUACGAUUUGAUAAAUUAAUUAAUUUAAUUUAUAACUAAUUUAAUUUUUAUUAUUAUGUAGAAAAAAUUUUUUUUAAUAUUUGUUGUGUAAAAAAUAUGAGACAAACAACAAACUAAUGAAUGAAUCGAGUGCGAGAGAAAUAUCGCAUGUGUACUUUCUAUAAAAGUAAUUUUAAAAAUAAGUGAAGAAUAUUAUAUCUCACGAGAAGUCAAAUGCAUUUAAAGAGAAAAAACUCAAAGCAUUUGAUAAUUUUUUCAAUCAAUUGACUUGCAAAAUUCUCAAUGAGAUAUUCUUAUAGUCAAUUUACUAUUUAGAUAGUCGACGUGACCAUUAUUUGUAUAAGUGGUACUGAAAAGUGCGAUCGAUGUAUGAAUAUGUAAUUAUAAUAAUUAAUUACGGAAAAAAAAAUUAGAUCAAUGGAACAGAAUUCUCUAAGAAAUUUGUCAUAUUAUCUUACGUACUAUUACAAUAAUAUUGUAUGAGAUUAUUAUUAUUAUUAUUAUUAUUAUUAUUAUUAUUAUUAUUAUAACAUCUUAAAAUUAAUUAUCAUUGUAAUAUUUAUCAUUUUAUAAUUUGUGAUAUUA
This is a messenger RNA of Chelonus insularis, 6724 nucleotides long. RefSeq names its product neural-cadherin-like. Lineage: Eukaryota; Metazoa; Arthropoda; Insecta; Hymenoptera; Braconidae. Gene Ontology annotation, cellular component: adherens junction; plasma membrane; catenin complex. Gene Ontology annotation, biological process: cell-cell junction assembly; cell morphogenesis; calcium-dependent cell-cell adhesion. The record is from RefSeq and is a predicted model, not a curated record. The transcript has 20 exons. Gene Ontology annotation, molecular function: calcium ion binding; cadherin binding. The coding region runs from base 205 to 5082 and encodes 1625 amino acids.